UUAAGCCCCUCAUUCGAACUCCCAAGGAUAAGGGAGAAAGAGAGAGCCACACAACCAAGAAAGCAAGAGGAAGGGGAAGCUGCCGCAGGUUCGUUUUCCAGUGCGUAAGGUUACUUGUUUGCUUCAUAUCUCGAGUUAUACACAUCCAAAUAAGGCGUGCGAGAUACCCACAGAAAGCUCUCAAGACGAGGAAUCCGUGAAGGUCUGGUUUGCAUCAAUCGGAGUAGUGGAAGGCUUUCAAAUCGUCCGAGAAAAACACAACCUCGCGGAAUACGUUUUUGUAUUCAAAGUUAGGGAACGAUUUCGUCGGGAAACACCCGUUCUAGGGACUGUUUUUGUGUCUUCGGUUAGGAGUUGAACUAGCACUUUGAAGAGGCUGUUUAACACUCAAUUCCAAGCAAGGAAUCAGUCCUCAAUCUUUCUUGGCCGAGGCUUUGGUCAUUGGAUCGAGAAGGAAAGUUUUAAAGCUCAUUUGAGUUUCAGGUAGGACUUGAAGGUUGCUACCACGCCCGUUGCUUCGGGAAGAUCAAAGGAGGAGGACGUGGUUCUCCGCCAGACAGAGAUCAGAUGAAUCACGCCGAGUGUUUGAAGACAAGGAAGGCCAAAGCGGCCGCUGCUAAAGCCGCACUGGCGAAAGCCAAAAAUGCCCCCGCCUCGGAGUCCAACUCCUCGGCUUCUGACGCUGCCCGGCGAACUGCCGAGGGUGAGCAGCACCUGAUCGCCACUGUGCUGGCUCAGGGUUCUGGGGCUCCUGCUCUUGAAGCUGCCCUUCCACCGCCGGUCGUCCCGUCGAAGGCGGCCCCUCAAAAGGGGACGGAGAAAGUCCCCGAGAAGAGACAGAAGAGGGGCCGCGAGGCAGGCUCCGCCGGGCCCCUGCUUGAAGAUGCCGGCUCUCUACCAUUGAGCCGCCCGGCGGAAGAGCUUUGGAGGGAGAUGGCCCUCAAGGCCGGUCUCGAGCUGCCCCGCCGUUCGUCCUCUGAGGCGACAAGCGCUGCCCUGGCAGCCGCUCUUCAGUCCGGGCUUCUAGUCCUUCAGGCUGAAGCUGCCAGGGAGGCCGAUCUGAAGGAGGCCAAGGCUAAAGCUGAUGCGGCCGUUGCUGCGGCCCGGGAGGCCGCUCGUCGAGCGGAGGCGGAGGCGGCGGCCAAGGAGAAAGAGGUCGCCGCUCUGCUGGCGGAAUCCCGCCAGCAGCUGGUCAGCCUUGAGAAAGCUGGCUUCAAGCUUGUACCGGUGCAUCCUUCUGCAAGGGAUGCCAGUCCGGAGUGGCUGGUUGAUACCUCCGGCUAUCGGAACACCGGGGAGUUUAUGGACUCCGCCAGGGACUACUGCGCCGGGGCCUUCGGUGACGUAUUCUCCGCAGCAUUGGCAAAGAUCCCGCCCCGGCAGCGCUUGGCGAGCGGCGUGCGGAUCCUGGAGAGCUCCCCCCUGUCGCAUAAAUUCCUCUACGAGGUCGGCGACAGCUCCUUCGCCGCUGGCUAUAAUGAGGGGGUCAAGGCCACCCUUCCCAUCUUCUCAAGGCUGCAGGGGGCCGGCUUCGAGCUUGCCGCACAUACAGACGAUGAUCUGCUGCUCCAAGCCUUGGGGAAAUUGGGGAGAGACCAACGGCGGGAGGAGGCCAAGGCUAGGGGGGAAGUUCCGGAACCCCCGUCCCCCGAGCCCGAGGAAGAGGAAGAGGAGCCGAACCAGGGCGGCAGCCGACCGGAAUCCCCUUUCUUUGUAUAAUAUAAUUUGUAUUUUUCCGUUCA
This is a messenger RNA of Cuscuta epithymum, 1742 nucleotides long. The record is from the annotation of a GenBank genome assembly. NCBI's taxonomy places the organism in Eukaryota, Viridiplantae, Streptophyta, Magnoliopsida, Solanales, Convolvulaceae.